This is a messenger RNA of Beauveria bassiana ARSEF 2860, 516 nucleotides long. Its product is annotated as SCF complex subunit Skp1. The coding region runs from base 1 to 516 and encodes 171 amino acids. Gene Ontology annotation, biological process: mitotic cell cycle; SCF-dependent proteasomal ubiquitin-dependent protein catabolic process. Lineage: Eukaryota; Fungi; Ascomycota; Sordariomycetes; Hypocreales; Cordycipitaceae. Gene Ontology annotation, cellular component: nucleus; cytoplasm. The record is from RefSeq and is a predicted model, not a curated record. Gene Ontology annotation, molecular function: cullin family protein binding. The transcript is spliced from 4 exons.
AUGGCCGACACCAACGCCAAGAUGUCAAAGAUUUGGCUCGUCUCCAAUGACAAUGCCACUAUGGAAGUCGACCGCGCUGUCUGCGAGCGCUCCAUGCUCAUCAAGAACAUGCUCGAGGAUGUCGGCGAUGGCAACAUCCGCCAGGACAACCCCAUUCCCAUCCCUAACGUCAACGAGGCCGUCCUGCGCAAGGUCAUCGAGUGGUGCACAUACCACCGCAACGAUCCCGUCCAAGCUGCGGAUGACGAAUCGGAUGUUCGCAAGAAGACCACCGACAUUGACGAGUGGGAUCAAAAGUUCAUGCAAGUUGACCAGGAGAUGCUGUUUGAGAUCAUACUCGCCUCCAAUUAUCUUGAUAUCAAGCCCCUUCUCGACGUUGGCUGCAAGACCGUUGCCAAUAUGAUCAAGGGCAAGUCGCCCGAGGAGAUCCGAAAGACAUUCAAUAUUACCAACGACUUCACACCCGAGGAGGAGGAGCAGAUCCGCCGCGAGAACGAGUGGGCCGAGGACCGAUAA